Messenger RNA from Monosiga brevicollis MX1, 1173 nucleotides. RefSeq lists its product as uncharacterized. Gene Ontology annotation, cellular component: Golgi apparatus. Lineage: Eukaryota; Choanoflagellata; Craspedida; Salpingoecidae. Gene Ontology annotation, molecular function: palmitoyltransferase activity. Bases 1 to 1173 code for a protein of 390 amino acids. Gene Ontology annotation, biological process: protein palmitoylation. The record is from RefSeq and is a predicted model, not a curated record. The transcript has 13 exons.
AUGCGGGUGUUUGGGAACGGGACCAUUUUCAACUGGGGCCCGCUGAUUGCCAUUGGACUCAUCAGCUUCAUUUCCUACGCCACCGUUCUGGUUCAUCCCGUGACGGUGCUCUUUCCCGGUGCCUGGCUCCUCUUUCUGGCCUGGGCACUCGUGGUCGUGGCCAUUGUCAUAUCAUUCCUGGCAAGCAUUUACGUUGGUCCGGGCUAUGUCAAGCUCAAAUGGGAACCGCCAAACCCAGAUAAUUUGAAGAAGGUCCAGUGGUGCAAGCAUUGCCAUGGCUACAAGGCGCCACGCUCCCAUCAUUGCAAGGACUGCGGUCGCUGCGUCAAGAUGCUGGACCACCACUGUCCUUGGAUCAACAAUUGCGUGGGCAAUGACAACAAGGUCUACUUUAUUGCCUUCACCACCUCGGUACCCAUUGGCUGCCUUUAUUCGGCAUCCGUGCUAGGCACCUUUCUGUGGCGCUAUUGGCCAUUGCUGCUGCGCUCGCGCCGCAACAUGCCCUCACGCGAGUUUCUCGAUUCUUUGCCACGCAUCGUUUUUGCCAACCAAGGGCUCUUCAAUGGCGGUGUUCAGUGUCACUCUGUCAUCAAGAACAAGACAGGGAUUGAAAACUGGAUUCUGAAAAAGGCACGCCACCGUCGUGGAGCCGAUAAUCCCUUCAAGUAUCCAUUUGACAUGGGCUGGUGGCAAAACAUCAAAAACGCGGUCGACCAGAGCCUGAACGGCGAUGGCAUUCACUGGCCUGUGCUAGACGGAACGAGCCCAUAUGAUCUUACGGCAGAGCAGGUCGCUCAGAAAGCUGUCAAGCACAACAGCCGCAGCACCAUGCGUGGCGAACAGGACACCGGCUUUUUGGCCUGGCGUGCCGGAUUCAUGACGAUGUUGCGCUGUCCGUGGGAAUCCCACAUCCGCGUGCGGCCUGGAGCCACGUAUCAAGUUUGGCGAGGCAAUUCUUUGUGGUGGUAUGGUGAGGCGGUGGAGGUGCUGGAUAAUGGUGUGUGCACAAGCAGCACCCCGCUGGAGCGUGGGUGGUUUCCCAAGACGGCCGUGUCGGAGGCAGAGCAACAGUUGCGCUACGUGGAAGAUCGGGAUGCUCAAUUGACUUGCUACAGGCAGACAUCGACAAGUUUAACAAUGAAAAGCAAGAAGAGAGAGGGAAAGAAAAAUUAA